Molecule: messenger RNA, 2074 nt
Organism: Eleginops maclovinus (Patagonian blennie)
Lineage: Eukaryota; Metazoa; Chordata; Actinopteri; Perciformes; Eleginopidae
Gene: rabl2
Product: RAB, member of RAS oncogene family-like 2
Exons: 8
Coding region: 508-1179 (223 amino acids)
Biological process (GO): regulation of exocytosis
Molecular function (GO): GTPase activity; GTP binding
Source: RefSeq, a predicted model, not a curated record
AGAAACGGAAACCUUCGGCGACAUCAUUAAACAUCUACAGACGUUAAUGUGCGGAUAACAAGACAACAACCCGUUCAUUGUGAUUGAAGAUCCGAAUAUGCACACGACAGUCGGCGACAUUUGGAUAAGUGCUCUAGCUUAACAAAUGCUAUUAACGCUACUAGCUGACUGUUAACUAGCUGAGUUUAGUGGUCCAGGGUUUGCUGUAUGUACCGUACUCAAAAGAGACUUUAAAAGACUAAUGUAAUCAGUUAACAUCUCUGGACUAUUCUCAGGGUUGAUUAGCAACCGCUUAGUAUGUGAGGCUAAACUAACCAGUGUAAUGAGAGAUGUAAGGCCGAGCCUCACUAUGUUUACAUCUGCUAGCUAACACUCACUCCCUUUGUCAAUUGCUGUCGGAUGCUAGCUUCUGUACAUCAGCUUUUCAGGGUGUUAUCAAUUCAGCUGGGCCAGAGUUUGCUUAUGCAAUCAUCCUAGUCAAAUCAGUUGAAAGACAAAACAGUUGAAAUGGCUGGCGACGCUGGCAGCAUCCCUGAACUGGACCAAAAGAAGUACGAUUCAGACGAGCAGGUGAAGAUCAUCUGUCUGGGAGACAGCGCAGUUGGUAAAUCUAAGCUGAUGGAGAGAUUUCUCAUGGACGAAUAUCGUCCCCAGCAAUUGUCAACCUAUGCUUUGACUCUCUACAAACACACAGCCGCUGUAGGAAAUAAGACAGUCGCCAUUGAUUUCUGGGACACCGCUGGUCAGGAAAGAUUUCAGAGCAUGCAUCCCUCAUACUACCACAAAGCACAUGCAUGCAUAAUGGUUUUUGAUGUUCAAAGGAAGAUCACUUAUAAGAAUCUGGCCAACUGGUAUAAGGAGCUGAGAGAGUACAGACCGGAGAUACCCUGUUGUGUGGUUGCUAACAAAAUUGAUGCGGAUUUGAAGGUGACACAGAGAAGCUUUAACUUUGGGAAGAAGCAAGGAAUCCCAUUUUACUUUGUAUCAGCGGCUGAUGGGACUAAUGUAGUUAAGAUGUUCAGAGAGAUGAUCACGAGAGCAGUGGAUUACAAGCAAAACCCCAGCGACUUCAUGGAUGAAGUGUUGCAGGAAUUAGAGAACUUUGACCUGGAGAAGAAGGAAGAGGACUCAGAAGCAGAUGAGGUUGGAUUGAAAGCAGAAGGUCCUGAGUCGGAGUGACCGAAGUUUACAGACCCUCCUAAACCUCUCACCGUCUCCUGGAUACGUUUUCCUCCCCUGGGGCUGAGCCUCUACAGGCACAUUGUUUGUCCUUAUGUCUUUUUUGUGGUCUACUUUGAUACCAUUGUUUUGUAACAACAUUUGUGAAUUUGUAGUCAGGUUUUCAGUCACUGCCCUCCAUCUGUCCAGUGACAUUGGCAGGGAAAUAAACCUGGUGGAAUAAUUAGGAAUUGUGUUGUUUACCAAGUUUAUUUAGCUGCUGUUUUAAACUUGUCACUCAUACUUUGUCUACUACAAUACCAGUGGACAAUAGUGCAAUGAGGCAGAAUGUAUUUAAUUGUGUGAUAAGAAUGUGAAGCAUUGAAAACUAACUCGCACAGAGCAAAGAGAAUGUGUGACUAUGACCGUAUUUGCUGCUGUUCUCGAUGUUUGUGUGUUGUGUGCAGUGCCAGCAUUGAGCAGCCUCAGAUGGCUGCUUCUGUUGCAUUAGUUUUAUGAUGUAAAUUCUGUUUUCACUACACUUUUAAAUGAAAACUUAAUGUACCAUGUAACCCAAUUGUUAUCACGUGUCUCUUUCUGACUUGCUGUGGUCCAGAAGUUGGCACUAAGGAGUGAAUUUCAGCAUAUUAUAAAAGACAGCUGCAUUAAUCUCUUUUGAAAUGCUCAGCCAGCUGUGUCCUUUCUGAUGGAUUUGUGAAGGCUGUGAGAGAUUCAUUCAUAUUAGCAGGAAUGUUGCCACAAACAACAUUAAAUAUUUUCCUGGCAGAAUCUGACUAUCAUUUUAUCACACCGUUCAAUUAUUUCCAUAUGAUGAGUAUGUUGUACACAGGAAUCAUGUAUAUAUAUUUUGUACUGAUAUUUGACCAUGGCAUAAUAAAUCACACUGGCUUAUACU